AUGGUUGGUGGAUUAAUUGCAUGUACUUUCUAUUUGAUCAUUUUAAAUGUUAUCGUUUUUCAUAUCUUUCAUGACGAAAACGUUGCUUGGCAUGUUAGUUCACUUGAAGUUUAUUGGCCGUUUGCAUUGAUCGUUGGUUUUGUUUUCAUCAUUUAUGUCUAUCGAUCACCUUUUGAAAUGCGUUCUGACUACACAAAGAAUAAAGUGAUGCAACAAAACUAUGAUGAUGCUGAAUUGGAUUUUCUUAAACACAAAGCUGUAGUGAGUAUGCCUUUGUCUGACAAUCGUCAGGGUAUGACAGUAGCAGAAUUAGAACGAAGUAACAGAAAGUCAUCAUCGGCAGAAGAUGAACCAAGUAAUAAUCGUAAUAAAUUUUUUAUGGAUAAAAUCAAAGAUACUUUCACUCGUAUCUAUCAAAAAGAAAAGAAACAAACGAAAUUGAGUAUCUUACGGCAAGUAGUCGGACUUAUUGUUGUUCUUGCUGUUGCAGUACUACGUGCGUGUGUACCAACAAUUUAUCGUAAAUAUAGACGUGAUUACACGUUUCCGAACACGACAAAACCAUUUCAGCUUGCUAUGGCUGCUAUGGGUGGUGGAGUCAUUUUUGCUGCAAUUUUGGGCAUUGUUGCUAUUAUUCAGCUAAUUUAUUAUCAAGCCGGUGGUCUUGUAACAUUGACAACUCUUCUAGGAAUAAUUGAUAUAGGCAUUAUAAUUAUUCUUGUCCUUAUUUUUCUAUACAAUAUUGUAAUUAUCAAUACCGCCUUGGAUAAUGUAGAAGGAUUACUUUUGCGUACGAAAAAGGAAGUAUUCGUACAAUCAACAAAACGUAAAUUUCAAGACAACGACUGGAAUAUUGAUUAUUUGAGUGCGAUGGCUGAACAAUUUUCUGUCGAUAAAGAUACUUAUUACGUAAAUAUCUUUGGAUUUAUCGUUAAUAAAGCAUUGGUCAUCAAAGCUGCAUCAGCAAUGAUAGUUUCUUUCACUGCACAAGUAAUGUUGUUUCUUAAAAAGAAAACGAAUGUGGAAUAG
Rotaria sp. Silwood1 is the source of this 1029-nucleotide messenger RNA. The record is from the annotation of a GenBank genome assembly. Lineage: Eukaryota; Metazoa; Rotifera; Eurotatoria; Philodinida; Philodinidae.